Messenger RNA from Lottia gigantea (owl limpet), 4505 nucleotides. RefSeq lists its product as hypothetical. Gene Ontology annotation, molecular function: ATP binding; RNA helicase activity; RNA binding. The coding region runs from base 1 to 3705 and encodes 1234 amino acids. The transcript has 24 exons. Gene Ontology annotation, biological process: nuclear-transcribed mRNA catabolic process, 3'-5' exonucleolytic nonsense-mediated decay. Gene Ontology annotation, cellular component: Ski complex. The record is from RefSeq and is a predicted model, not a curated record. NCBI's taxonomy places the organism in Eukaryota, Metazoa, Mollusca, Gastropoda, Lottiidae.
AUGGCAGAGCAAAGUGAUCUUUUGUUUGAUUUGCUGGAAACAGGAAGUUGUGGUCAUCAUGAAAUGAUACCCUAUCAAGAAACUAUACAACAUCAUAUUUUACCUCAUUCCACGUUACCAAAUGGAAUUCCUCCAGUGUUACCAAAGUUAAAUGAUCAAUUAGAGGAAUAUCUAAAAUGUUUAGAAGAUUUACCAAUACAUGAUAUAAAUAGAGCUCAAAGAUGUUGGUCUCGUGAUAAGAAAGCUGAAAGAUUAUAUUCUGUUGAUGUCUGUCCUGUUCAAACCACAAUACAAGUUGAUCGUAAUCCAACUACAGGGCAACUUAUUGGUUUUAAAGAGAGUGGUAUAAAAGAUAUUGGUAAAUUAGCCAAUAAUUCAUUAUCAUUACAUAGAACACCAGGUAAUAAUUAUGAUGAUAUACGUGGCAGUACAACCAAUUACCCAUUUUGGCCAGGUGGAAUGGAUGAACCAAUAAUAGACAAUAUUAAUCAGACUGAUAGUCAAUUAGGUCUGAAUUUAUCUACAGAGUUAUUGAGUACUGCUCCUAACAUGCCAGCUGGUAUGGUAUUUAAAGAGAAAGAAGAAAGUAUAGAUAAUUUUAACACUAAAGAAGAUGUUAACAUCAAUAAACUAGUAGAUAUUCUGGCUUUAGAUGAUUUUGAUAUAGAUCUAGGUGAUAGUGAUGAUGACAAUCAUAAUGAAGAGGAGGUAAAAGAAUUAUUAAAUAGUUCUGUGAAUGAAGAUUUGGAAAAACUAGUCCAGCUUGAGGAAAAAGGAGAUGAAAUCAAACCUAAAGUGACUCCAGUGAAAGAAGAAUGGGCUAUUAAGAUAGAUACCAAUCAUCCUGUAGAUGAUUUUUAUAAGAGAAUACCACAGAUGGCCAAAACAUGGCCAUUUGAACCAGAUAUCUUUCAAAAACAGGCUAUUUUACAUUUAGAGAAUAAAGACAGUGUAUUUGUUGCUGCUCAUACGUCAGCAGGGAAAACAGUCAUAGCUGAAUAUGCCAUAGCUCUUUCAUUAAAACAUAUGACUAAGACAAUCUAUACAUCACCAAUAAAAGCUUUAUCUAACCAAAAAUUUCGAGAUUUUAAACAGACAUUUACUGAUGUUGGUUUAGUAACUGGUGAUGUUCAGUUAAAUCAAACAGCUUCAUGUCUUAUUAUGACUACAGAAAUUCUCAGAUCUAUGUUAUAUAAUGGUAGUGAUAUUAUAAGAGAUUUGGAAUGGGUUGUUUUUGACGAAGUACAUUACAUAAAUGAUUCUGAGAGAGGUGUUGUAUGGGAAGAGGUACUAAUUAUGUUACCACAACAUUGUAAUGUUAUAUUAUUGAGUGCUACGGUACCAAAUACUAUGGAAUUUGCUAACUGGGUAGGACAAAUAAAACGUAAGAAGAUUUAUGUUAUAAGUACUCCUAAACGUCCAGUACCAUUAGAACAUUAUCUAUAUACUGGUAAUAGUAAUAAAACUAAUAAUGAACUCUUUUUAUUAAUUGAUGAAAAAGGCAAUUUUCUAACUACAGGAUAUAAUAAAGCUAUGGAAGCUAAGAAAGAAAGAGCAACUAAAAGAUCUCAGAGUUUUGGUGCCAAAGUUAAUAGAGGUGCUAAUCCAUCUCAGGAAAAGAAUAUAUGGCUAUCUGUGAUAGAAAUGUUAAAAAAGAAAGAUAAAUUACCAGCUGUAGCCUUUACAUUCUCUAAAAGAAAAAUAGAUGAGAAUGCCUAUCAUUUACAGAGUUUAGAUUUAACUUCUACUAGUGAGAAAAAUGAAAUUCAUGUCUUCUUCCAAAAAUCUAUUAAUAAGUUGAAGGCUCCAGAUAGAACUCUACCACAAGUUAUAUUAAUGGCUGACAUGUUAAAACGUGGUAUUGGUGUACAUCAUAGUGGUAUAUUACCCAUAUUAAAAGAAGUUGUAGAAAUGUUAUUUGGUAGAGGUCUUGUAAAGAUCUUAUUUUCAACAGAAACAUUUGCAAUGGGUGUUAAUAUGCCAGCUAGAACUGUGAUAUUUGAUUCUAUAAGGAAACAUGAUGGAACCAACUUUCGGAACUUAUUACCAGGAGAAUAUAUACAGAUGGCAGGACGAGCUGGUAGACGUGGUCUAGAUACUACUGGUACAGUUAUUAUAUUAUGUAAAGGAGAUGUUCCUGAAGCUUCUGAACUACAUCUUAUGAUGUUGGGCAAACCAACCAAAUUAGAAUCUCAAUUCCGUUUGACAUAUUCUAUGAUACUGAAUUUGUUAAGAGUUGAACAGUUACGUGUUGAAGACAUGAUGAAAAGAAGUUUUUCUGAAUUUCACAGUCAGAAAGAUACAAACAAACAUAAAGAAGCUCUAGAGUUAUUAAAUAAAGAUAUAGCACUUAUAAAAGAUAUAGAAUGUUUCAUGUGUUCUGUGGAUUUAGAGAAAUAUUAUGAAGCCUGUAGUAAUUAUUUACAACUUAAACGUGAAUUACAGUUGUUGAUAUUGACUCAUCCUAUAGCAAUGAAAUCAUUAGGUCCAGGCAGAGUAGUAAUCAUAAACAAUUCCAAAUUAAAGUUUGUGCUAGGUGUAAUACUAAACACUUUUACUGGUGACCAAAAUGUACGACUGUUUACUGUGUUGGUACUGUGUGAAAAAAACUCAGAUAAUGAAGAACAUGAGAGUAAUAGUAACUAUAAUACUAUGACUAUAACACCUAUACUAGCAAAUAAACUCUACCAACCAGAUGGACCAUGCAGUAGUAAAAUAGAAACAGUUAGAGGGGAUGAUAUAGAUGUUAUUACAGUUAAAACUAUUAAAGUAGAACCUGAUAAAAUCAUUGCUGAUAUCAAGAAAAGACAACAAGCCAGAUUUAAAGAUAAUCCACCAAGUAAAUCAGUAUCAGUCGUUACUCAGGAAUUAUUGAGAUUAACAGAAGCUAAUCCUAAAGGAUUAAAAGGCUUAGAUCCAAUAAAAGAUUAUAGGAUUAAAGACAUAGAUUAUAUGGAACAGUUCCGAUCUUUGGAGUACUUACAUGAUUCUUUUAAAGAUUUCCAAUGUGUUCAUUGUCCCAACUUUCUUGAACAUUUUAAUGAAAUAAGAAAGAAUAUGGAAUUAAAAAUGAAAUAUAAAGAAUUAAGAUAUCUCUUAUCUGAUGAUAGUUUAAUUUUAUUACCUGAAUAUCAACAAAGGAUAGAGGUAUUAAGAGCAUUGAAUUAUAUAGAUGAACAUAACACAGUACAAUUAAAGGGUAGAGUAGCUUGUGAAAUAAGUACACAUGAGUUGAUUAUUAAUGAAUUAGUGUUUGAGAAUAUUUUAACAGAUCUUCACCCAGCUGAUAUAGCGGCCAUCUUGUCAUGUAUGGUGUUUGAACAAAAACAAUGUGUAUCACCAAACCUUACCACAGAAUUAGAAAAGGGAAGAGAUCAUAUAAUAAAAAUCGCUACCAAGAUCAGUGAUCUACAAAAAUCAUUUGGUAUACAAACAGAGGAUGAUUAUGUAGAAAAAUUCAAAUUUGGUUUAAUGGAGGUUGUUUUUGAAUGGGCAAGAGGACUGCCCUUUGCUGAAAUAACCAAAUUAACUGAUGUACAAGAAGGUAUUAUUGUACGAUGUAUACAACGUUUACAUGAAACAUUACGUGAUGUUAGAAAUGCUGCUAGAAUAAUUGGUGAUCCUGUUUUAUAUCAGAAAAUGGAAGAGGCUUCAAACAUUAUUAAAAGAGACAUUGUUUUUGCUGCUAGUCUUUAUACUCAAUAGUUGACAAAAAGAUAACUGACAUGAGCUUACUUAACUAUAACUAUUAACUCUAAUUAAAUUAUAAAACAGUGGACACUCUAGAGUCAUUUUCAACAAGGUAUAACAAAGUUCAUCUUAUAACUUGAUAUCAUUUUCUUUGUUUUGGUAUAUUAAACGAUUGCCAGUUUCUUAGUACAGGAAUCAUGACAAAUGAUAUUUCUAAUCUUAAUUGAAUUGAGGAAGAUAACCUGUGAUACAAAUAAUUUUUAAACAAAAUGAAUUUUUAUGUUUAUUUCAAAAAAUUAAAAUUGCAAUUAUUAACAGUUUAACUCAUAGUAUCGAUGCAUUGUGCUGCAUAGAAAUAAUUAUGCAGUUACAGUUUUGGUCUUUUACAAUUGAAAUAUUUAAGUAAAUUUCAAGUGAUAAUUCAGAAAAUAGGUUUCCAAAUAACUGUUUGUUUUUAUAACUUGUUGAAUUAUCAAUUGGAAAAGAGUAAUAUAUGAACCAACUGGUGAUUGUGAUGUUACUACUAAAUAUGUAGCCUAUGGAUUUUUGUAAGUCAUCAGGAAUCUUUGUAUACAUUAAAGUUAAAAUAUCAAUGCAUUUAGACUAUAUUUAUUAGAACAAAUUAAUGAAAUGACCCCAUUACAAAUAUAAUUUAUUUUGGAAAUAGAAUCUAUUCCCCAUUUGAUUUGUUAUUAUUUGUUAUUUUAUGCACUGAAUGAAAUAUUGUUUGUUAUUGGUGAUUGUAUAUUCAUGUGUUCUGUUUAUCCCUUCAAUUUAAAUGGGAUGUAAAACUCAAAUAAAACUUAAAUGCUUAA